Macaca mulatta (Rhesus monkey) is the source of this 1000-nucleotide messenger RNA. RefSeq names its product pro-melanin concentrating hormone (gene PMCH). The record is from RefSeq and is a predicted model, not a curated record. Gene Ontology annotation, molecular function: type 1 melanin-concentrating hormone receptor binding; melanin-concentrating hormone activity. Lineage: Eukaryota; Metazoa; Chordata; Mammalia; Primates; Cercopithecidae. Gene Ontology annotation, biological process: chemical synaptic transmission; behavior.
CAUUUUCUUUCUUGUUUGACUGUAUGCGAACAUCAAACUAAGAAUGGCAAAAAUGAAUCUCUCUUCCUACAUAUUAAUACUAACUUUUUCUUUGUUUUCUCAAGGUAUUUUACUUUCAGCAUCCAAGCCCAUAAGAAAUUUAGACGAUGACAUGGUAUUUAAUACAUUCAGGUUGGGGAAAGCCUUUCAGAAGGAAGACACUGCAGAAGAAUCAGUUAUUGCUCCUUCCCUGGAACAAUAUAAAAACGAUGAGAGCAGUUUCAUGAACGAAGAGGAAAACAAAAUUUCAAAGAACACAGGCUCCAAACAUAAUUUCUUAAAUCAUGGUCUGCCACUGAAUCUGGCUAUAAAACCUUAUCUUGCACUAAAAGGAUCUGUAGCUUUUCCAGCUGAAAAUGGAGUUCAGAAUACUGAAUCAACACAAGAAAAGAGAGAAAUUGGGGAUGAAGAAAACUCAGCUAAAUUUCCUAUAGGAAGGAGAGAUUUUGACAGUGAGUAGUCUUUUCAAAAUUCAAUUCUACGUCCUACCACCAUUAAACAGAACUCUGAGUUAAAGCGAAUUUGGAUGCAAUCAUAACAAAAUCAAAUAAGACCAUGGCUCAAUUACACCUGCCAAAAAUGUGGGAUUGAAUAGCAAUAAUUAAUUAUUAUCAUUUUGGUUUACUCAGAAUUAGUUAUGCUAGAUCCAUUCUUUUUUCUUAAUAAAUUUUGUGUGAUAAUCAUAGUCCUUUAAACAAUUUAAACUUUCUUCUUCCUUCAGUGCUCAGAUGUAUGCUGGGAAGAGUCUACCGACCUUGUUGGCAAGUCUGAUACCUGUUGGUCCACAUCAUCUUUUCAGAAGAAAAUAAAAGCAUUUAAUUGUCAAUGGAAGGAGAAGCCCCUAAUGCUACUAUAACUUGUGCAUGUUAAAUGUUUGUUUUAAAAGAAAGUAGUGUUAAGAUGUAUCAGUAACUGAAAUUAUAUGCUUUUACUGUGCAUUAAACUUUGUGAAAAUUCUGCA